This is a messenger RNA of Rubroshorea leprosula, 831 nucleotides long. Lineage: Eukaryota; Viridiplantae; Streptophyta; Magnoliopsida; Malvales; Dipterocarpaceae. The record is from the annotation of a GenBank genome assembly.
CUCCAAUCUUUUCGAACAGACCUUAGAGAAUUUCCUCCUGUAAUUCCCGAAUUUCGUUUCUUUCAGCUCCAAUUUCUCCUCCUUGGAGCGUGAAAUUCGUAUUCCUGCCGCUUGAAUCAACGUAAAUAAUAUUAUCAAGUCUGUUUGUUUCUUCCUUGAGAUUUUCUUGACCUGUGUUUGGAGACGGGAUGUGCAAGCACGAUUUUGGACAAGCGGAGGUUUUCUCGACAAAUUUAUGUGCUACAGAUACAAUCCACAAAAUUGGUGUGUUUGAAUCUGGUUGAUGGGGACAGUUAAGAUGAAGAAUGAGACUGGUCUUUUGACCAAUGGAUUGGUGUUAUUAGUUAAUCGUAUGCAAGAUGAGCAAAAGCAAAUUAGGACUGAGGUCACUGGAGAGAGACAGGUUCUGUCAGAGGAGGAUGAGUCAGGAGUUAAUGAUGAUUUGGAAGAUGUAAAUGAUGAUGGGAAGAUGGAAGAUGUUCAAGUCCAGGCCAAUGGACAGGCUAUCCAGUAACAGCCUCAUGGCACUGAUCCAGUUCGCUAGGAGAGAUUUCUGCCUCAAAGGACUUUGAAGGUUCUACCGGUGGAAAAUGAUGAUUCAACUCGCCAUGUUGUGUUUGCUUUACUUCGAAAUUGUGGGUAUGAAGAUCUGGUGAACAUCCAACCUCUCUCAAUGAAGCGCACGAUCGGUCGCAAGUCACUUGGUGAAGUUGGAGAUGGAUCUAUGUUGGAUAGUCAUGGGUCUGUAAAGUUGAAAUUAUUAUGAUGCAUAUGCUUUUUCUUUAUGUAGUUUUUUUUUUUUUUAUUGGUGAACAAAAAGCAUAUGGUGCC